Haliotis rubra (blacklip abalone) is the source of this 1071-nucleotide messenger RNA. RefSeq lists its product as uncharacterized. Bases 1 to 1071 code for a protein of 356 amino acids. Lineage: Eukaryota; Metazoa; Mollusca; Gastropoda; Lepetellida; Haliotidae. The transcript is spliced from 3 exons. The record is from RefSeq and is a predicted model, not a curated record.
AUGGCCGCUGCCGGAAAGGCUUGCUCGCUGUGCGAAUCAGAUUUAGGUAAAAAAUCAUACAGACUAAUCGACAGGUCAGAAACCUUAAAAAAAUACAUGCAAGAACUCCUGCUACCUCUUUCAGGGUACCUCUGCAACAACUGUGUUGCCAAGUUUUAUCGUUUAGAGAAAAUAGACUUCGACAUUGAAGCAAAAGUCAACAGACUGAGAAUGGCAAGGCACACGCCAACGAAAGGUAACAAACGGAUGCCCCGUCUGGAAACACCGACACCAAAAAUAAUCAAGAAGUUUAUUUCGUAUGAAAAGCCAUCGCCCGAACGACGAAGCCGAAAAAAACUCUCAUACGACAUCGCCAAGGAGACUGUGGACAUUGGCACCCAAACACGCCUACAAAUGACACCGCCGGAAUCUUUCAAGAUCAAGUGUCUGACCCUGAUGAACCAUAUGGGAAUCGCUACAUCCCAGACAAGUGUUUUGAGGAAAAAGAAGGUGAUUGCUGAGGAACACAAAGUGCGCAUAGACAAGAUGUUCAACUGCAACAAGUCCUCUCAUGUAGCAGACACUAACAACAAGGGUCAAACAAGCAGAUCAACCCAUGUGCCAUCAUUUGAAGUACUAGGGGAUAAUAUUGACAUUCUUGUAAGCCCUGGAACCAUGGCUCAAGAGCUCCAGAGAAAGAGCUGGCACUGGUUUCUCCUUGUUGUUUCGGACAAGCGACUCACCAACACAGAACUUCCUUCCGAUUUACCCAGUGCGGAUAUUGUUACCCAUCCAGCCAUUGCAUGGAUUCCAAGUAAGGACGACGUGUCAUUGCUUCAUGAACACCAGCAAUUUCAGGUAGCAAAGAUCCUGGAACAAUACAUACAGGCUCUCAGCACCAUCAAGCUACCUCAGUUUAUCAAGCACAAGCACUUGGAGGAAACAAGUAAGAAGUCAGUGUACCACAUAGCAGAUCUCAUUGAUGAGAGUGAAAACUCUUCUGAGGGCAUGGUGAAAAUCCUACAGAAAGUUCACCAAGUGACAGUAGCAAAAGAAGGUAUAAUCUAUAGAAACUUUAAUAUUUGUGAAUGA